CCGCGGGACGCUCGAAAUGGACCGUUCCAUGUUCGAAUCCGCGGGCGGCGGGCGAAUCCAUUUUAGGGAGAGGGGUGAUCCGUGGUCUGGGGCCGCGGCGUGGUGGGAACGGUGCGAGGGGAAACCCUGCACUCUGAGCUGAGUUGGGGCGCGGGCAAGGUGCAGGCUCCGGGCAGGCCCUGGGGUUCCGCUGCUCGUUGCCAUGGCUCCCAGUGGAGCGCCCAGAGCGGAUGUGGGGCUGGGAAGUAAACGCUACUCCAGGCCCAGUUCUCCAGCCAGGCCUGGGCCUGGCCCCACGAGCACUGAAAAGCCCGCCUGUGGGUUUCCAGGCACAGGAGAUGCCGAAACAUCCCAGGUGCAGCCUGAACAAGCCACCUGGCUCCAUCUGUUAUUCGGCUCCCCUUGUGCAGCCUAGGGCUCUGCCCGGGCCACCACGGGCAGAGCAACAUGGCAGAGACACUGGAGUUCAACGACGUCUAUCAGGAGGUGAAAGGCUCCAUGAAUGAUGGUCGGCUGAGGUUGAGCCGCCAGGGCAUCAUCUUUAAGAAUAGCAAGACGGGUAAAGUGGACAACAUCCAGGCUGGGGAGUUAACAGAAGGCAUCUGGCGCCGUGUAGCUCUGGGUCAUGGACUUAAACUACUCACAAAGAAUGGCCAUGUCUACAAGUAUGAUGGCUUUCGAGAAUCGGAGUUUGAGAAACUCUCUGAUUUCUUCAAAACUCAUUAUCGCCUUGAACUAAUGGAGAAGGAUCUGUGUGUGAAGGGCUGGAACUGGGGGACAGUAAAGUUUGGUGGGCAGCUGCUUUCCUUUGACAUUGGUGACCAGCCGGUCUUUGAGAUACCCCUCAGCAACGUGUCCCAGUGCACCACAGGCAAGAAUGAGGUCACACUGGAAUUCCACCAGAAUGAUGAUGCAGAGGUGUCUCUCAUGGAGGUGCGCUUCUACGUCCCUCCCACACAAGAAGAUGGUGUGGAUCCUGUUGAGGCCUUUGCCCAGAACGUGUUGUCAAAGGCGGAUGUAAUCCAAGCCACUGGAGAUGCCAUCUGCAUCUUCCGGGAGCUACAGUGUCUGACUCCCCGUGGUCGUUAUGACAUUCGGAUCUACCCCACCUUUCUGCACCUGCACGGCAAGACUUUUGAUUACAAGAUCCCCUAUACCACGGUACUGCGUCUCUUUUUGCUGCCUCACAAGGACCAGCGCCAGAUGUUCUUUGUGAUCAGCUUGGAUCCCCCCAUCAAGCAGGGCCAAACCCGUUACCACUUCCUGAUCCUCCUCUUCUCCAAGGAUGAGGACAUCUCCUUGACUCUGAACAUGAACGAGGAAGAGGUGGAGAAGCGCUUUGAGGGGCGGCUCACCAAGAACAUGUCAGGAUCCCUCUACGAGAUGGUCAGCCGGGUCAUGAAAGCACUGGUGAACCGCAAGAUCACAGUCCCAGGCAACUUCCAAGGGCACUCAGGGGCCCAGUGCAUCACCUGUUCCUACAAGGCCAGCUCAGGACUGCUAUACCCGCUGGAGCGGGGCUUCAUCUAUGUCCACAAGCCACCUGUGCACAUCCGCUUCGAUGAGAUCUCCUUUGUCAACUUUGCCCGUGGCACCACCACCACUCGCUCCUUUGACUUUGAAAUUGAGACCAAACAGGGCACUCAGUAUACCUUCAGCAGCAUUGAGAGGGAGGAGUAUGGGAAGCUGUUUGAUUUUGUCAACGCAAAAAAGCUCAACAUUAAAAACCGAGGAUUGAAAGAGAAAAAAGAGGGCAUGAACCCCAGCUAUGACGAGUAUGCCGACUCUGAUGAAGACCAGCACGAUGCCUACUUGGAGAGGAUGAAGGAGGAGGGCAAGAUCCGGGAGGAGAAUGCCAACGACAGCAGCGAUGACUCGGGAGAAGAAACUGAUGAAUCAUUCAACCCAGGUGAAGAGGAGGAAGAUGUGGCAGAGGAGUUUGAUAGCAAUGCCUCAGCCAGCUCCUCCAGUAAUGAGGGUGACAGUGACCGGGAUGAGAAGAAGCGGAAACAGCUCAAAAAGGCCAAGAUGUCCAAGGAUCGCAAGAGCCGCAAGAAGCCUAUGGAGGUGAAGAAGGGCAAAGACCCCAAUGCCCCCAAGAGGCCCAUGUCUGCCUACAUGCUGUGGCUCAAUGCCAGUAGAGAGAAGAUCAAGUCAGACCAUCCUGGCAUCAGUAUCACAGAUCUUUCCAAGAAGGCAGGCGAGAUCUGGAAGGGAAUGUCCAAAGAGAAAAAAGAGGAGUGGGAUCGCAAGGCUGAGGAUGCCAGGAGGGAAUAUGAAAAAGCCAUGAAAGAAUAUGAAGGGGGCCGAGGCGAGUCUUCCAAGAGGGACAAGUCAAAAAAGAAGAAGAAAGUUAAGGUAAAGAUGGAGAAGAAAUCAACGCCCUCUAGAGGCUCCUCAUCAUCCAAGUCAUCCUCAAGGCAGCUAAGUGAGAGCUUCAAGAGCAAAGAAUUUGUGUCUAGUGAUGAGAGCUCUUCAGGAGAGAACAAGAGCAAAAAGAAGAGGAGGCGGAGUGAGGACUCCGAAGAAGAGGAACUAGCCAGUACUCCCCCCAGCUCAGAAGACUCAGCAUCUGGAUCUGAUGAGUAGAGAGGAGGAGGAUUCUCCCUCCUUGCGCUUGCCUUGUCACACCCCCAGGCUCCCCACCCAUGUUUUGGUACCAGUUUCUCCUCAAGAAUUGUAGCCCUUGGAUUCUGUGCCAUCUGAACAAGCUCUCCUGCUGGUAUGCACUUCACAGGGGCAGCAGGGGAGGCCUCUGCACUCUGCUGCUUCAUGAGGAUGGCUCUUUAUAAUUUGGAGAGAGACUGGGUGGGAGGCAGGGCAAUGCAGGAUCCAAAUCCUCAUCCUACUUUCCCGACCUUAGGGAUAUAGCUGCUGCUUGUCUUGUUCAAGUUGCUGCAGCAGGGGUCAUGUGAGGUCAGGCCUGUAGCUCCUAACUGGGGCCUAUUUCUACUUUUAUUUUGUAUUUCUGGUCUGUGAAAAUCAUUUAAUAAAGGGAACUGACUUUGGAAACUA
Molecule: messenger RNA, 3015 nt
Organism: Microcebus murinus (gray mouse lemur)
Lineage: Eukaryota; Metazoa; Chordata; Mammalia; Primates; Cheirogaleidae
Source: RefSeq, a predicted model, not a curated record